Messenger RNA from Plasmopara halstedii, 828 nucleotides. RefSeq names its product acidic partial. The transcript has a single exon. The coding region runs from base 1 to 828 and encodes 275 amino acids. Gene Ontology annotation, molecular function: chitinase activity. The record is from RefSeq and is a predicted model, not a curated record. Gene Ontology annotation, biological process: chitin catabolic process; cell wall macromolecule catabolic process. Lineage: Eukaryota; Oomycota; Peronosporomycetes; Peronosporales; Peronosporaceae.
AUGGUGAAGCGAUUUCUUACUUUCGUAGCACUUUCCAAUUGCAUUGGUAAAGAAAUAGUAUUGCUACGGAAGGAUCAACAUACUAUUAUGGUGCUUUUCAAUAUCAUCAUCUCCAUCAGUCUGCUGGGUGCGACUCCUGCUACUUCCAAUGAGAUUCUUCCACAGAUCAAGUCAGACGUGACGAUUACGGACUCAAGUAUUGCUCGUUUUUUCGACGAAAGUCGUUUUCAAAAGGCAUUUCCACAUGCCAUUGAUCUUUACAACUUUGACGGUCUCAUAAACGCUUGCAAGAAAUUUCCAGCUUUCGCUAAUUCGGGCAAUGACGUGAAUGAUAAGCGUGAAUUAGCCGCUUUUUUGGCUCAAACAAGUUACGAAAGUGAUAAAUUUCAAGCAGCUGAGGAAUAUGCACGUGAUUCGUAUACUGAAUGGCAGUAUUGUGAUAAUACCACGUAUCCAUGCUCCCCUGGUCGUCACUAUCAUGGUCGUGGUCCCCUUCAACUCUCUUGGAAUUACAAUUAUUUACUUGCUGGAAAAGCUCUUGAUCUUGAUUUACUUAAUAAUCCUGAUCUUGUUGCGACUGAUACGACUGUGACAUGGAUGACGGCGCUUUGGUUCUGGAUGACUCCUCCAAGUAACUACGUCGUACAUGAUGUUGUUGCUGGAAUGGAUGGAUUUGCACUCUCUACGAAAUAUAUCAAUGGUGGACUUGAAUGUGGUGUCAAUGCUCCGAAUAGAGCAAAUGAGCUUCACCGUAUUGAUCAUUACAACAAAAUGUGCGAAUUGAUGGAUGUACAACCUCUAGGCAAGACUGCUUGUAAUGACCUUUAG